AUGAUAGUUGGUAGUGGUCACUCUGCACAAGAAUUGGAUACUAAAAGAUCAGUGUUGGCAGGGUUUGGAAGAUUUCCACAGAAGCAGCUCCUAAACUCAGAGGACAUUGAGGCAUGCAUAUCAGGGCAGAUCAAGUACUCAGUAGAAGAAGCCAUUUACAAGUUUGCUCUGAUGAACAGACGUUUCCCUGAAGAAGAUAAGGGAAAAAAAGAAAAUGACGUAGAUUAUGAUAAAAAUGCUCAGAGGCCUUGUAGCAAACAGCACGUAGGACUGGAAAAUGGCAGAGAGGCUUCUGCAAAAAUGGCCACUGUCAAGUCACGAAUAAGCAGUUGCAUGUUUGUGAAGAUAUCUGAGAAUUUGUCAAUAGAGUUAGACCCUGCAGGAUCUCUGCCAUGUGGGGAGGAAGGUUGCCUUGACAUGCGGGUGUCCGCACGCAGAAAGAACGUGCGCGGCGACGUGCUGACGUCAGAGACGCGGAGCUGGCGUCGGCCAACCCCUGACACUUCCGCUUCAGCGAGCAGUACCAGCCGCGCUCGCGGGCAGCAAGGAAGUGUGCAGAGGCGCGCCGGAAGCCUUGGGCGGAGAGCGAUGGCGGGCUUGGCGGCCCGAGACCCUGCGUUGGAUCGUUCCCUACGUUCCGUUUUCGGUGAGAAGAGCCGGCGGAGCCGAACGGGGGGAAGGAGACGAGGGGCGAUUGCGGGCCGCCGGGGUCGGGAGACGGCCGUUGCCCUCGGGACUCGCUGUGCUAUUCCGCCGAGUCCGACCGCGCGCUCUACCUGCCCAUGGCGGGCGGCGGGGUUGGGGGCGGGGCGGCGAUCGCCCCCCCCCCCCCCGGUGCCGUUGGUGCAAAGGGAGCCCCCUCUUUCUGGCCCGCAGCUCCCCAUUUGGGCCGGGGCAGUUGAGAAAGUUAGCGCGGACUUGGGCAGCGUUCGUCCUCGGAAGUUGGGGGCGCGCUUGUUAGACAGGAGUGAAGGACUCAGACCCUGUGGCAGAUCUUUCCAGGCUCCAACCUGCGACAGUUGCUGUCACUUCGCAGCUGAAGUCAACUUCUUUCUUUUCCCAGUUCUGGGUGACCGUUGGAAAUUCUUUUCCCAGUUCUGGGUGACCGUUGGAAAUCCACACGGGAGCGUGGCUGGCACGUGCGUCGCCUUUCGCUUUGAUCCCUUGCCAACGAGCCGUUAUAAGCUCCUGAUUCUAAUAGAACAUAUAUAUUCUGCCAUAGUGGGGAAUAUUCCUUAUGAAGCCACAGAAGAGCAAUUAAAGGACAUAUUUUCUGAGGUUGGACCUGUUGUUAGUUUCAGGUUGGUAUAUGAUAGGGAAACAGGAAAGCCAAAGGGUUAUGGCUUCUGUGAAUACCAAGACCAAGAGACUGCACUUAGUGCCAUGCGCAACCUGAAUGGGCGUGAAUUCAGUGGGAGAGCACUUCGAGUGGACAAUGCUGCCAGUGAAAAGAACAAAGAAGAGCUGAAGAGUCUUGGCACUGGGGCCCCUGUGAUUGAGUCACCAUAUGGAGAGAGUAUCAGUCCUGAGGAUGCCCCUGAAUCCAUCAGCAAAGCAGUUGCUAGUCUUCCACCAGAGCAGAUGUUUGAGCUGAUGAAACAAAUGAAGCUCUGUGUCCAGAAUAGUCCCCAGGAAGCAAGGAACAUGUUGCUUCAGAAUCCUCAACUGGCUUAUGCUUUGCUGCAAGCACAGGUAGUGAUGAGAAUCGUGGAUCCAGAGAUUGCCUUGAAAAUUCUGCAUCGCCAGACAAAUAUCCCAACACUGAUUUCCGGCAACCCUCAACCAGUUCACUGUGCUGGACCUGGGUCAGGAGCCAAUAUGCCAAUGAACCAGCAGAAUGCUCAGGGUGGAUUACAUGUCAAUGGUGUACCUCCUUUGAUGCAAACUGGAGUCCCAGUACCAGGGCAAUUGCCAACUGCUGUAACAGGACCUGGUCCUAGUUCCUUAGCUCCUGGAGGGGGAAUGCCAUCCCAGAUUGGAAUGCCAGGAAGUGGACCAGUGCCCAUGGAUAGGGGACAAGGAACCCUACAACACUCUCCCGUGGGACCCACCGGGCCUGCAUCCGUAGAGAGAGUUCAAGUGUCCAUGCAAGAUCCCAGAGCAGCAAUGCAGCGUGGGGCCUUGCCUGCUGGUGUUGCAACUCCUCGAGGUCUAUUAGGUGAUGCUCCAAAUGACCCACGUGGAGGUACUUUACUUUCUGUCACUGGAGAAGUAGAACCAAGAGGUUACUUAGGACCACCUCAUCAAGGUCCACCUAUGCACCAUGUUCCUGGCCAUGACAACCGGGGUCCACCCCCACAUGAGAUGAGGGGAGGGCCUUUAGUUGAGCCUAGACCUCUAAUGGCAGAGCCAAGAGGACCCAUGCUAGAUCAGAGGGGUCCACCCUUGGAUGGCAGAGGUGGAAGAGAUCCCAGAGCUAUGGAGGCACGAGCCAUGGAGGCACGGGCCAUGGAGGCACGGGCCAUGGAGGCAAGGGGAUUAGAUGCUAGAGGCUUGGAGGCCCGUGUGAUGGAGGCCCGUGUGAUGGAGGCACGAGCAAUGGAAGUCAGAGGGAUUGAAGCAAGAAGCAUGGAUACAAGGGGCCCUGGCCCUAGAGGCCCUCUGCCUGGUGGAAUCCAAGGUCCCGGUUCAUUGAAUAUGGGCAUGGGGGCAGUUGUCCCCCAAGGGUCCAGAGGACAGGUUCAAGUCAUGCCAGGAGCAGGAAUGCAAGGUUCCAAUAUUCAGGGUGGAGGUCAGCCUGGAGGGUUUAGUCCUGCACCUAACCAGGUCACUCCACAGGACCAUGAGAAGGCUGCUUUGAUCAUGCAAGUGCUUCAGCUGACUGCAGACCAGAUUGCCAUGCUGCCUCCUGAGCAGAGGCAAAGUAUCCUGAUCUUAAAGGAACAAAUACAGAAAUCCACUGGAGCACCUUGAAAGGUUUUCAAAAAUACCUGACAACCAAUCUGGAUAAUAAUACCAUAACUUUCUUAACAUAUUGCAAAAAAAUGAUGACUUCUGCAUCCUAAUCCUUGAAUGAUUCAAAUUGGUGCCAGGUGGAGGACUCCCAUCACCUUCUUUCAGAACAAAAUUGAUUCAUUCUGUUGUCUUAGUUUGUAUAUUUUUUGUGACAUGAAAUAAACUUUGGACACAAUUUUAGUACACUGCAAA
Suncus etruscus (white-toothed pygmy shrew) is the source of this 3147-nucleotide messenger RNA. RefSeq names its product cleavage stimulation factor subunit 2 (gene CSTF2). The record is from RefSeq and is a predicted model, not a curated record. The transcript is spliced from 20 exons. Gene Ontology annotation, molecular function: mRNA binding. Gene Ontology annotation, cellular component: mRNA cleavage and polyadenylation specificity factor complex. Lineage: Eukaryota; Metazoa; Chordata; Mammalia; Eulipotyphla; Soricidae. Bases 1 to 2913 code for a protein of 970 amino acids. Gene Ontology annotation, biological process: mRNA 3'-end processing.